Molecule: messenger RNA, 599 nt
Organism: Perkinsus marinus ATCC 50983
Lineage: Eukaryota; Perkinsozoa; Perkinsida; Perkinsidae
Exons: 4
Source: RefSeq, a predicted model, not a curated record
AUGCUCGAGGGCUUUGAGGAUGAGCUCUUGGCAAUGGAGCAAGGGGAAGGCGUUGGGGUUCGUCCGGCAAGGGUUGGUGUUGGGAUAGUUAGACGCAGCUCACAGAGCUCUCAGGUGCCCUCCAACAGGAAGAGGCCUGUUGAGGAGUGUCGGGUAACGGAGGAUAGCAGUGCUGUGAAGCCAGAGGAUGAAGAAGAAGUUAUGGUUGAGAACAACGACUGUAUGGUGGAUGACCUCGUGGGGCCUACUCCGAAGUCUGUCACCAAGAGGCGCCGCACGAGCGUAGAUGAGGGCAGCACGUCGGUCGAGGUGGCAUCAGAUAUGAAGGAAAACGAUGAGCCAGUAACGAGGGCAGUAGCGAAGGAGGAGGAUCCCGCGAGCCCGGGGGCUCCCAAGCCGAAAGUUACGAGGGAAGGCGGGGUGAAGUCCAGCGAUGACACUCCACAGAAAGUGGUGGAUUUCGGCGACUCCUGGCUGAUCACAGAUGAAGCUGACGAGACUCCAUCCAAGGCUUCGUCCUCUAGUCCGCAGGGAUCAAGUUCUGCGGAGGACCAUGGCCUUGAUGCUGUGAAGGAGGAGGAGGAUGGGUCACUCAUGAU